UGAAAUCCGAGAAAACGGAAGUCCCACUGAGCUUAACUUCCGGUAAAAGGAACCGAGAUCCGAUACUCCCGGAGGGAAUCGUCGGGUGCAGCAGCACGUGCCGGGUGUCCGGGCAUAUCCGGGUGACGAAACUCGCGAUCACGGUCGGAUUUUUGGGGUCUCUGAACGUCGAAAGGAUCCUCCGUCUUUUUAUCGGGGGUCGCCGCAAGUCCGACGGGAAUUUACAAAAACACUCUCAAAACGGCAACCCGGCGACGCGAUUCGAGGGCCCCUCCAACCACCGAGCGAGAUCGCGAACGAGCCGAGGGUCCGGUUCCCUUAAUUCUUCCGCUACCAGCUCUCUCGCUGCGGAAAGCAUUGCGACCUGUGAAAUGGAGGAGAAAUCAUCAGCCCGAUUUUCAGAAUACCUCUUUGCCAAAAUGGGCGGGCAGGACGUCCUGGCCUCGCAGGGUCCCCGUAAGGUGACAGCCGAUACGAGAAAGUGGAUUCAGGACAACCUUCUCCUCCUUAUCACCUUGUCAGGUGUUCUGCUUGGCGUCAUCCUCGGCUUUGGAUUGCGACCCCUUGAACUAGGCGGGAAUGCAGUAAUGCUGAUCAGCUACCCCGGAGAGCUAUUCAUGAGGCUACUUAAGCUGAUGAUUCUGCCCCUGGUAAUAGCCAGCCUAAUAUCGGGGUCAGCGAGUCUGAACGCACGCAUGAACGGCAAGAUUGCGGUGAGAACGCUGGUCUACUUCAUCCUGACAUCCCUGUUCAACGCCAUACUCGGAGUGGCUUUAGUCAUAGCGAUUCACCCGGGAGAUCCGGGUCUCAGGGAGUCAACAACGACUGCGUCGCAUCCCAGGGCCGUCAAUAUCCUGGAUAGCCUGUUGGACCUGGGAAGGAACAUGUUCCCGGACAAUCUGUUUCAAGCGGCUUUUCAGCAGGCACACACUGUGUAUGUUCCGAAGAAGCAGUCGAUCCUGAACGACUCGGUGAAGGUGCUUCCGGAGAGUCUUCCCGAGGAAGAGCUGACCAGGGCGGUGCAGUACCGAAGCGGCACCAACACUCUAGGCAUCGUAUUCUUUUGUCUAGUGUUCGGCACCUUCCUGGGCACUCUGGGAGAGAAGGGUCAAGUCGUGAUCGACUUCUUCAAGGCGGUAUUCGAGGUCAUAAUGCGAAUGGUCUCCAGCGUGAUGUGGUUGACACCGUUGGGAAUAACGUCAGUAAUCGCUGGUAAGAUCCUCGGGGUCGACGAUCUUGGUCUUGUGAUGUCUCAGCUGGCCUGGUUCAUCGUAACCGUCGUCGUUGGCGUCUUCUUCUAUCAACUGGUUAUCAUGCAGCUCAUCUAUCUCGCCUUUGUCCGCAAGAACCCCUUUAAAUUCUACGCGGGUCUCGCCCAGGGCACCCUCACCGCCUUCGCCAUGGCUUCAACGGCCGCCGCUCUUCCCAUCACCUUUCGGCUGAUGAACGAAAAGCUCCGGAUCGAUCCACGGAUUACCAGGUUCGUCCUGCCCAUCGGCUGCAACAUAAAUAUGGACGGUACAGCUCUCUUCGUUGCUGUAGCCAGCAUCUUCAUCGCUCAAAUGAAUGGGAUCUACCUCGGCUUCGGAGAGAUCAUCACUGUGAUAUUGACUUCGACUGCCGCCUCCGUUUCAUCCGCAUCGGUGCCCAGCGCCGCUUUGGUACUUCUUCUAGUUGUCCUCAGCGCCAUCGACGCUCCUGUUCAAGAUGUCUCCCUGCUCUUUGCCAUCGACUGGUUUGUCGAUCGCGUUCGAACCACGAAUAACAUGCUGGGCGAUUGUUACGCUGCUGCAGUCGUUGAACAGUUGUCGAAAAAGGAACUGAUGGCGGUUGACGCUGCUGCGUAUCAGUCAGAUACUGAAGUAGUUCUGUGUCUUUCUAUACAGUCAGAAGCUGUUCUACCCACUACAAUUGCAAAUGGCUGCAUUUCAGCGAGCAGAGUACCAGACCCAGACACCGUGAUCGUCGAGAUGCAGGAUGACUCGAAGACGAACGGCAUCGCCAAGUAAACAUGCUUGUUGUGGCGCGACGAAGGCGAUAACACCGAUCAACGAGGAGACGGUUUGACGUAUGUAAUAAGCGUAUCAUCCGACGUGAUGGAUUUUCUGAAGUUAAAACUGUAAGGUAGCACCUAAAGACGAGGUUACUUAUUCGCGGACUAGAAGGGUAUAUUGAAGUUGAACUUGUUAGUGAGAGGGCAACGAUUUUUUGUAACACUAUAACACAUCUACGCCCCGUACAUAAUGAACUAGCUUAUACGCUAUAACAUGAAUUAUAUGCAGCGUCAGGUACGCUACGACAUGAAAAACAAUACAGAUACAAAGUAGGAUACGUUUAUUUUUCUUUUUCAUUGUUGUUAGAAAUCAGAGAAAGAGAGAGAGAGAGAGAGAGAGAGAAAGAGUAAAAGUCAAGUUCGACAACAGUUAAAAUUAAUAUAUAAUCAUAGAUCGUAGAGUAUCGAGGCCCUCCGUGUUUUUAUAAUUUUAUAGUUUCAACAAUUUGCGGUUGUUCGCAAAUACGGAAGUACGCAAUACACCUUUAAUAUACGUAGCAAGAGAGGCCUAUACAAGAUAUCGAUGAAACGGCGUACUAUUGAAAUAUUGUAUGCUAAUUCUGGCGACUCAUAAAAGUAAUUUACAUAUUCUUGUCAUAUUUUCUA
Messenger RNA from Diprion similis, 2659 nucleotides. It is a transcript of the gene Eaat2, whose product is annotated as excitatory amino acid transporter. NCBI's taxonomy places the organism in Eukaryota, Metazoa, Arthropoda, Insecta, Hymenoptera, Diprionidae. Bases 372 to 2009 code for a protein of 545 amino acids. Gene Ontology annotation, molecular function: neutral L-amino acid transmembrane transporter activity; L-glutamate transmembrane transporter activity; glutamate:sodium symporter activity. The record is from RefSeq and is a predicted model, not a curated record. Gene Ontology annotation, cellular component: plasma membrane. The transcript has 11 exons. Gene Ontology annotation, biological process: L-glutamate transmembrane transport.